Messenger RNA from Chrysochloris asiatica (Cape golden mole), 1413 nucleotides. RefSeq names its product 25-hydroxycholesterol 7-alpha-hydroxylase-like. The coding region runs from base 1 to 1413 and encodes 470 amino acids. Gene Ontology annotation, molecular function: iron ion binding; oxidoreductase activity, acting on paired donors, with incorporation or reduction of molecular oxygen; heme binding. The record is from RefSeq and is a predicted model, not a curated record. Gene Ontology annotation, biological process: bile acid biosynthetic process; cholesterol homeostasis. Lineage: Eukaryota; Metazoa; Chordata; Mammalia; Afrosoricida; Chrysochloridae. The transcript has 6 exons.
AUGUGCAGGAGACCUGGUGAACCCCCAUUAAUAACAGGAUGGCUUCCUUAUCUUGGACAGAUCCUGAACUUCCAAAAGGAUCCUUUGGCUUUUAUAAAAAGUCUUCAAAAGCAGCACGGUGAUAUUUUCACAAUUCUCCUUGGUGGAAAGUAUAUAACAUUUAUCCUGGAUCCUUUCCAGUUUCAGUUAGUGAUCAAAAAUCACAAACAAUUAAGCUUCAAAAUGUUUGGUAAUAAAGUAUCACAUGAUGCAUUUUCCAUCAAAAGGCUGUUAACGAAUCAAGAGCUGGACCAUGAGCUGCAUGUAUGUUACCAGUAUUUGCAGGGCAAAUCUUUAGACGUGCUCUGUGAAACCAUGGCCCAGACGAUAAAUCACAUUUUUGAAUCCAAAUUAUCAAGUUCCAGAUAUUGGGACACAGUUCAAAUGUUACCAUUCUGUACCACAGUAAUAUUUGAGGUCACAUUUACAUCUCUUUAUGGAAAACUCCUUGUUGCAGAUAGGAAAAAAUUUAUUAGUGAGCUAAGAGAUGAUUUAAUUAAAUUUGAUGAAAAAUUUGCAUAUUUAGCAUCAGGCAUACCCAUUGAGUUUCUGGGGAAUGCCAAAUCUAUGCAAAAGAAAAUUAUAAACCGCUUUACACAAGAAAAUUUAGCUAAGAUGCAAGGAUGGUCAAAAGUUAUUCAAAUGAGGCAAGACACCCUGGAGAAAUACUAUGAGCCUGACGACUUAGAAAUAGGAGCACAUCAUUUCGCCCUUCUCUGGGCCUCUGUAGCAAACACUAUUCCAACUAUGUUCUGGGCGAUGUAUUAUCUUCUUCGGCACCCAGAAGCUAUGGCAGCAGUGCGUGACGAAAUUGACCAUUUGCUGCAGUCAACAGGUCAAAAGAAAGGGUCUGGAUUUCUCAUCAACUUCACCAGAGAACAAUUGGACAGCCUGGUCUACCUAGAAAGCAUCGUUCUUGAGGCUCUGCGACUGAGUUCAUUUUCAGCCACCUUUCGUUUUGUUGAAGAGGAUUUUGCUCUACCUGUAGAAUCUGGAAAAUGCCUUUUGAGAAAGGGAGACUUGGUCGUCAUUUUUCCUCCAGCCUUACACAAUGACCCUGAACUCUUUGAAGCACCAGAGGAGUUUAGAUAUGAUCGGUUUGUAGAAAACGGUAAGAAGAAAACCACCUUUUUCAAAAGAGGAAGAAAGCUGAAUCAUUACAUAGUACCAUUUGGAUUGGGAUCUUCCAAAUGUCCAGGACGAUAUUUUGCAGUUUCUCAAGUGAAGCAGUUGUUGGUUGUACUUGUAACUUGCUUGGAUUUAGAAAUAAUUGAUGCUAAGCCUGUAAAACAGAGCAACGGUCGCCUAUUGUUGGGUAUUUCGUAUCCAAGAUCAGAUGUUUUCUUUAAGUACAAGGUAAAAUCAUGGAGCUGA